AUGCCCGUCGACAAGUCUGCCCCUCUCGGGCUGGGCGCCCUCUUCGGCCAGCUCGACGCUGUGGCCAUCGUGGCCAACGUGGGCACGCCCAAGAAGUGGCGAAGUACCUUCCGGCGGUGCGGAAUCCGGCUGGGCGACAGUACGAACGCCGUGGACAGCCGGGCCGGCACGGACGUCAAGAUCCGGCAUAUCGACGCCGGCUUGGAAAUCAUGCUCUACGGAGCCAGAAAUCCCUCCGAUACGGGCCAUAUUAUGGACGUGAGGGAAUAUAUAAGGGGCCCCCUGACCCUCGACGAGAAGGAGUAUGUGAUGCGGGAUCUGGCCGCCCACGCGGGCUGGCACCAGGAGGUCUUAUGUGCGUUGGAGUGGGUGCAGCUCGCCCUCUAG
Molecule: messenger RNA, 387 nt
Organism: Colletotrichum abscissum
Lineage: Eukaryota; Fungi; Ascomycota; Sordariomycetes; Glomerellales; Glomerellaceae
Exons: 1
Coding region: 1-387 (128 amino acids)
Source: RefSeq, a predicted model, not a curated record